Messenger RNA from Homalodisca vitripennis (glassy-winged sharpshooter), 2328 nucleotides. RefSeq lists its product as uncharacterized. The transcript has 3 exons. The record is from RefSeq and is a predicted model, not a curated record. The coding region runs from base 1 to 2328 and encodes 775 amino acids. Lineage: Eukaryota; Metazoa; Arthropoda; Insecta; Hemiptera; Cicadellidae.
AUGGAUUACCAUGAGGCCCUCGGGCUACGGGUGUACCACUCCACCCUAGGAGGCAGCCCCUCCGGAGUGGUAAGAAAAGCCUCGGAAACCGGUGGGGACGGGCUCCCCCCCCGGUUUACACUGCCAGGAGCGCUUGGCACAACGGACAACGCCCCAACUUGGGGCUGCUGGCGUACAGAUGGCAUCAUACGACUGGCAUGGGAGGCAACCAAAUGUCUCCUGUGCCAGUCGUGGUUCACGCUGGCGAGGGACCUGACGGACCACCACGAGGAACAUCACGGCGAUCACCUGCUCAGGUUUCGCUGCACGGGGUGCCGGACGCUCUUCAAAACAUUCCGGGGAGCGUCCGUGCAUCUCCCAAAGUGCAAGGGGUCUCCCGUAGCCGUGGGCGUUCUCUGCCCCGACUGCGGGAGGGUGUACCCCAACAAGCGAGGGCUGGGCGUCCAUCGGAGCGCCAACCACCCUGAGCAGGUGAACGUCGAGCGCCUGAGGGAGGAGGACAGACGUGCUGCGAGUGCAUCCGCACCUAUUCUACCUGCAAGGCCACGGAGCUCCGGAUGGACCGAGGACGAGGACCGGACCUUCAUCCGCCGCUACCUGGAGUUCAGGACUACCAGGAGGGCCAUGGGGUAUUCCGCCUACGUGGCCCUGGAACUUCCCCGGAAGACGGAGCGGCAAGUCCGGGACCGCCUCGUGACACUCCGGGGCUACCGCUACCCAUACGGCCUCCUGGACGCACCGGAGCCGCCUGCCCCCCAUCCUCCAUCACAGGGCCUGGCCUCGGCCCCCAGACGUGGACCAUCGACACCAGGAUCUGACAUCGCCCUGGUGGGACAUGACUCCCCCGGGGCACCUGGAAUCGACUUCACCCCGGACGGACAUGACUCCUCAGGGGAACCCGACCAAGACGCCACUCCAUCAGCUGGACAGCGAGGAGCACCUGGACUAGACGACACCCCGGUGGGACAUGACUUCCCCGGGGGGUCCCUAGUCCCACUAGGGUGUCAGGCCGGAGUCCUUGGCCGACGGCCGGCUCCCCGGACCGAUCGGGAGGACGGAUCCGGGCUAGGGGCCCCGGCUGAACCUCCCGAUGGGGAACAAGGGCCGGCAACGGCCACUCCCCUUCGGGAAACGCAUGUAAGGCACUUACCGAGACAGCGACCGCCUGGGGACUCUCCACCGGCGUCGCCUCCCGGGGCGGCUCCCGACCCCGGUCUCCGGCGUGGGCAUUGGCAGAAGGUCCUUGAUGAAAUAUUGGGGACCGAGCCGGUGUGUCAUGUCGGGGCCCGGCUUAAUGAACUAGCAGCCCAGGAAGGCGACAUCCAGGUUCGGCUGGACGAACUGGUGGAGGAGCUCCAGGCGGCCAUGGUUGCAACGCAACCAGUGACGGCCAGGGUGAGGCGGCCGGCGUUCCCCACAACCGGGCGUUCUGAGAGAACCCGCCGUAAAGUGACGAGGUAUGCCCGAACCCAAGAGCUAUAUAAGAAGAACCCAUCGUGCCUGGCAGAUUUGGUCCUCAAGAAUGAACUUGGGGACCUGCUGGCCGAUGGGCCUCGUGCAAUGCCACCAAAGUGGGAAACCCUCGAGCUUUACCGGGGGAUGUGGGGAGCGCCGGUCGACUGCACCCUGAGCAAACGGGGCGUUGACCUCCAGGAGGACGAGCUCGUUGAGUCCUUCUCUGGGGACGAGGUAAGGAGGCGCGUCGGGAGACUCAAGGCCGGGGGUGCCCCCGGCCUAGAUGGAGUAACGAAGAGGGCCAUUACCGGUUAUGCUGGCGCGGCCGGGACCCACUCCGUUCUCUUUAACAUCUGUCUCUUCCGGGGCGCCUUCCCCUCGUCAUGGCUCAGGAAUCGAACCACCCUGAUUCCGAAACCCGGGAAGGACCUUGCUCGUCCUGAAAACUGGAAGCCAAUAACAAUUGCCCCUUUACUGGCCAGGAUUUAUAGCGCCGGCAUUGAGGCCCGGCUGACGGCCCGGGUAAGUCUCUCGGACCGUCAGCGGGGCUUCAGACCAGGGAACGGAUGCCUCGUCAACUGUACAAUAUUGGACGAGGUCAUCCGCCUGGGUAAACGUUCGGAGCUAGUCGGAGUGCAGCUGGACGUUUCUAAGGCCUUCGACACCGUGUCACAUCAGGCCAUUUUCACGGUGUUGGAAGCCCAGGGCGUUCCGGCUUGUAUCCAGCAGACCAUCCGCUGGAUGUACUCCGACUGCUCCUCAAGCCCAUCAUCGCAUUCUUCUUCUAGACGUGGAUCCGAAAACAUCAAAAAAUCGAGACUCACUCCAGAACACUAUGAUUACAUCGAGGGAAGUGCUGCCGGCACCCCCUGA